This is a messenger RNA of Cavenderia fasciculata, 471 nucleotides long. RefSeq lists its product as uncharacterized. The record is from RefSeq and is a predicted model, not a curated record. NCBI's taxonomy places the organism in Eukaryota, Evosea, Eumycetozoa, Acytosteliales, Cavenderiaceae. Bases 1 to 471 code for a protein of 156 amino acids. The transcript is spliced from 2 exons.
AUGGGUUUAGAAGAACCACAACAACAACAACAACAAAUGUAUCCUCCACAAGGACAACAAGCUCCACAACAAGGAUACUACGCUCCACCACCACCAGGAAUGUAUCAACAACAACAACAGCCACAACAAGGAUACCCUCAACAAGGAUAUGCCCCACAAGGCUACCAACCAGUUGCUUACCAACAACCACAAGGAUACCAACAACCAAUCUCAUAUGUACCACAAACUACAUACGUUGUUGCUCCUCCACCAGUUACAGUGAGCCAUCAUCAUCAUAAUGAAGGAGAGAAUGAUGUUUUCCCAUCAUUAUUAAUUUUUAUUCUGGGUGGUAAGAAUGGAACUGCCAGACUCUUUGGUAUCCUCUCUGUUAUCUUCUUCUUUAUUGGUUUGGUCGCAAUUGCCAUUAUUAUCCCAAUUGUUGUCAUUGCUGCCUCUGCUGCUGCCAACAACAACAGCUAUAAUAAUAACUAA